Molecule: messenger RNA, 1882 nt
Organism: Epinephelus fuscoguttatus (brown-marbled grouper)
Lineage: Eukaryota; Metazoa; Chordata; Actinopteri; Perciformes; Serranidae
Gene: wars1
Product: tryptophan--tRNA ligase, cytoplasmic
Exons: 11
Coding region: 92-1522 (476 amino acids)
Biological process (GO): tryptophanyl-tRNA aminoacylation
Cellular component (GO): cytoplasm
Molecular function (GO): tryptophan-tRNA ligase activity; ATP binding
Source: RefSeq, a predicted model, not a curated record
GUUUAAUCCAAGCACUACCUCCUCACUCAGGCUGAUGCAAGUUGUAUGACUGAGCUGUCAGCUGUCUGUGAAGAAUAUCUUAAGUGUGAAGAUGACAGACUGUCAGGGAGAUGGGGAAGGAGCCAACAGUCCAAUGGAGCUCUACGAGAAACUGACAGCACAAGGAGACACAGUCAGGGCCCUGAAAACAGCCAAAGCAGAGAAAGCUGAAGUCGACGCUGCCGUCCAGUUGCUGCUAAAGUUGAAAGUAGACUACAAACAGAUGACAGGUCAGGACUACAAAGCAGGCUGUCCGCCCGCAGAAAACUCUGUUGCCCCUAACAACGGGCCAGCAGCAGAUGGCGUUGAUGAUGAAGACACAGUCAAUCCAUGGAACGUUUCCACCACUAACGCCAAGGGAGUGGAUUACGACAAACUCAUAGUGAGGUUUGGCAGCAGUAAAAUCGACAAGGAGCUGGUGGACAGAAUAGAAAAAGUCUCGGGACAGAAGCCUCACCGCUUUCUACGAAGAGGAAUCUUCUUCUCACACAGAGAUAUGCAUCAGGUACUGGAUGCGUACGAGAAACAGAAGUCCUUCUACCUGUACACAGGCAGAGGUCCGUCCUCAGAGGCCAUGCACGUUGGUCACCUCAUUCCCUUCAUCUUCACCAAAUGGUUGCAGGAUGUAUUUGACAUCCCCCUGGUGAUCCAGAUGACAGAUGAUGAGAAGUACCUGUGGAAGGAUCUGACACAAGAAGAAUGCCUCCGCUUCGCUGUGGAAAAUGCCAAGGACAUCAUCGCCUGUGGCUUUGAUGUCGACAAGACCUUCAUCUUCACUGACUUCGGCUAUAUGGGAGCAUGCCCUGAAUUCUACAGGAAUGUGGUGAAGAUCCAGAAGCAUGUGACAUUCAACCAGGUCAAAGGCAUCUUCGGCUUUACAGACAGUGACUGCAUCGGAAAGAUCAGCUUCCCAGCCACCCAGGCAGCCCCGUCCUUCAGUAACUCUUUCCCACAGAUCUUCAAAGGCAGAAAGGACAUACAGUGUCUCAUCCCCUGCGCCAUCGACCAGGACCCCUACUUCAGGAUGACCCGUGACGUAGCUCCAAGGAUCGGCUAUCCCAAACCAGCCCUCCUGCACUCGACCUUCUUCCCAGCCCUGCAGGGGGCGCAGACCAAAAUGAGCGCCAGCGACGCCAACUCCUCCAUCUUCCUCACUGACACACCCAAGCAGAUCAAAAACAAGGUCAACAAACACGCAUUUUCGGGAGGAAAAGACACAGUGGAAGAGCACAGGAAGUACGGUGGAAACCCAGACGUAGAUGUCGCCUUUAUGUACUUGACCUUCUUCCUGGAGGAUGAUGAACAGCUGGAGAAGAUCAGACAGGACUACACAAGCGGAGCUCUCCUAACAGGAGAAUUGAAGAAGCUUUUGAUUGAGACUCUGCAGCCAAUGAUCGCGCAGCAUCAAGAGCGGCGCAAACAAGUCACAGACGAGACCGUCAAGCAGUUCAUGACACCCCGGCCUUUAAAUUUUAACUUCUAGCCUGCGCGAGCAGCUGAGACACCAACGUCCAUCAUGUCACUAAUCUCAGUUCAAAUAAUUAAUUAUCUUUUUCCAUGUAAGAUAACUGUACUGUGUCAGGGGGAAGAGGGACAUUUUCUCACAUCAGGACUGAAGGAAAACAUGUAAAUUAUCGGAGCGAUGGUGUGCUUCUCUGUGUCUGAGCAUGGCCUUGUGCUUGCCGUCAUGCUAACUGUCAUGCUACCUAUCAGCUUCACUCUGCACCAAGUGUUCAAAGCUAUCCUCAUGAAGUGUUUGUGUUCGCAGUGUCGCUGUAACGUCACACUCCUUGCCCUGAAAUCAGUUCAGGAUGAAUGACAAUUAAAGCAGAGUACAAAUGUA